AUGAGCGGGAGUGGAGGAAAAUGCGUAAUAUGUGGUAAGUAGACUAACUAAAGGUGUUAGGCAUGCAAAAUACCAUAUUAUUGUUCAUAAGAGCAUCUUGAACAAGAUUGGGGAAAUCACAAAGAAAAAUGCAAAUAAUAUAGAAAAGCUCAAUAAGUUAAUUCAAGCUAGAUUACCGUCAAUUCAAAUGCUAACAAAGAAUAAGUGAUAACCAAGGAAUAAAAUGGUAUUAUGAAUAAUGCAUAAUUUAAUCAAAAGUAGGAAUCCAAUACACCUAAUUUAUCUAUUUCUUCUAAUAAUGCAGUCAGUUAACCAAAUAAUAAUUUAGCCUAAAUAAAUUCCUCAAUGAUAAGUUCUAACUAGAAUUAGUAAAAUUAAGCUACUCUAAUAUCAACACCAGGAAAUAUUAAAACAAGCAGAUAGUCUAAUAAUGCAGCAUUAGUAGACCAAUAGAGUCCUUAAAUUUCAAACAGUUUUAACUACACGCACAACAAUCAAAAUAAUACAAAUUAAAAUACUUAAAAUAUUUAAAUCAAUGGUAACGAAAAUAUUAUUUAGAAGUAGUAUUAUAAAGACCCUGAAAAAUUGUAAAAAGAUCGUGAAUUAUAAUAGUUAAUGAGUGAGCGCUUAGCUUUUAGAUCAGAUGUUGUCAAGCUUUUAGCCAAGUUUAAUUACAGCGAUGCCCUUAUAUAAGUAAGAAAUCUAUGUAAAAUAAGUGAAUAGAUAUAUCGUAAUGCUAAAAGGUAAGACCAAAAUGAAUUGUAUGAAUUAUUAGCAGAUUAACUUCUAGAAGUUAAGAUUAUGAUCAAAACUUAAUCAAGUAAUGCUAACAAAGAAGCAGGAACAAAACUAUAAGAUAUUUUUCAUAAAAUUAAGUCAUACAUGAAUGAUAACACUUUAAAAAAUUAUUAUUAAGAUUUGGAAGUUGAAAAGAAAAAUGAAUUCAUGAACGAAAUUCGUAAAAGGUGUAAUUUGAUUUCUCUUGUUGCAAAUCUAUUUUAUUCACUUGGACACCAAAAUGAGUGUGAAGAAGCGUAUGUUAGAUAUGUAAAGCUCAUAGAAACUGUUAUGGGUUAAGAUGCUUUAGAGACUAGUAAUUGUUAUUUCUUAAUGGGGGUUUACUAUCUCUAGCAUCGCUAUUAUAUCAAGGCUUUAGCUUGUUUUAAGCGAAGCAUGAGUAUUAGAUCUCAAAGACUUACUGAAAGGCAUGAGUCUGUUACAGAUUGCUAGUACAACAUAGGUAUAGCUUAUAAAUAAUUAGGUAGAAAAUAGAAAGCUUUGGACUAGCUAGAAAAAACCCUUUUUAUACGUAGAUAAAUUAUUGGCCAGAGCAGUUUGCCAGUUGCUCAAACGUUAGAAAUAUUAGGAAAAAUAUACAUGGAAUCUCCAAGUGAUUAUCCAAUAGCUCUUGACAAAUUUCAAGAGUGCUACUCAAUAAGAAAAUCAAUCAUUAAAGUUAAUAAACAUCCUGAUAUGGUAAGAAUCUCCCUUCUUAUUGUGCAUUUAUACAACUUAAUUAAGGCUCAGUUAGCUUAAUAAGAGGCUUCACAGCCAACAAAAUAAGCUCAAUAGCUAAAAGACAUUGAGUUGAAAAUGUAAAAGAAUGUAAUAGAUGGAAAUAUUUAACAAUAUAUUCAAACAUAAAAAAAUAAUCCAGACAGAUUCCAAGAACUUUAAAAUUAAUAUGGAUUAUAUAAUAAUGAAAUGCAACUAAAUGCUUUAAAUUAAGCUAAUGCAAUUUAAAAAUAACAAAAUCAAGCUAGUUCGUAGGCACUUUUACCAGAUAAUAGUGUUGAUGACUUUUUAAAAGGGUAGAAUUAAUCUUAAAAUAAUUCCUAAAAUGUCUCUGCUACUAACAAUAAUAAUAAAAGUAACUCAGCUAACAGUGCUGUAAACUCUGUUAUGAAUAGUAUAAUUAAACCUAGCGGUGGGGUUAGUGAUAAAAAUUAUGGGUUCGGACUUUAAAGAGGAAGUGUCGCUAAUUCAUUUUAAUUAAGGGAAAGAGAAGGUUCGAAACAAUCCACGGACUCUAACUCUCCUAGUAAAACUAUAUAGGAAGAAGAACAAUAUUAACCUCAGAAAAAAAGUAAUUAAUCAGGAAAAAGUAAAUCUAAAAAAAGAGUUUCUGAGGAGAUAUCGGAAGACAGCGAUAAUUCCGAUGAAGAUCUACAAGAAAAAAAUAUCAAAAAGCACCUUUUAAAAUUAAAAGAAAGGACGAUCUCUCGUAUAACUCAUUAGUAAUUUUAAGAAUUGGUUAAUAUCAAUGAGAAAGUAGCAAGAGAGAUGAAAAAAGAUCCAAAGUUUAAUCCAAGGGAUAUGAUUAUAAAUAGUGUCUUUGUUUAAAAUAUGAAAUAGAUGGAUUAUAGAGAUAUUUGUUAAGAUCUAAUAGAAAUGAAUCCUUAAUAUUUUGGCCCCGAGGACUUUUCAGAUUUAAGAUAUUUUGGAACUUCCAACGAUGUCAAUUCAUAGUAAGUAGGAAAUACUUAAUUUGAUUAAAAAAUGAGCAACCAAUUUUAGUAGCAGCCAUCACCAUACGAUUAUUAGCAAUAGAAUAAUUUCUAAAAUUAAAAUAGCAUGGGCUCUUUUGGCAAAUAAAGUUAAUACUAAUAAAAUGGAUUUUAUCAAAUGUCUGAAGAUUAUUCCUUCCCUUAAAAUUUUCAAAAACCAAGACCUGAAUCAAAUUCUUUCAAAAAAUAUUAAGAUGAAAGAACAGAUAUGCAAAUGGAUCCUAAUGAAGACUUUAUGGAUAUUCUUAAUAAAAAACCAAGUAACAGGAAUCCUUCUCGAGACGGUAAUUAAAAGUUUGGAGCAAACAAUAACUAUGGCAUCUCAAAUUCUAGUAAUUAAUAUAAUCAGACAACAACAACUGCUACAAAAAAUGUCAGAAUAGCAAGCUAAGAAGUCUACUAAUAUAACAACUAAAAACGAGACUUUGAGAGUGAAAAUGUUGAAACACCACCUUUAGGUAGAUUUAUGUCAGAAGAAAAUACUAAUAAAAUUCUUUAAGGACUCAGUAAAUUAAAAUAAUGA
Tetrahymena thermophila SB210 is the source of this 3030-nucleotide messenger RNA. Its product is annotated as formin domain protein. Lineage: Eukaryota; Ciliophora; Oligohymenophorea; Hymenostomatida; Tetrahymenidae. The record is from RefSeq and is a predicted model, not a curated record. Gene Ontology annotation, molecular function: protein binding. The transcript is spliced from 4 exons.